UGGGAGACAAAGCGCACUUCAGAGGGAGUUUUCCUUCGGAAAACCGUGGUGAAAAGUGUUGAGUGUCGUGAAAAAUCAGUGACGACCACGUGCGUGCGUGAGUGAGAUUGCACGGCGUGGGUGAAACACCCCAAAUCUGCGUCAUUUCUCCGAGAGAAGUUACUCUCUCUCUCUCACAAGAUGCUGUUCUCUUGGCUGGCGGAAUUAUGCGAUUUGCCCAUUGAUUUGAUCAACUUCCUGAUUAGUCAGUGUUUGGCUCUGUUGCUGGCCUCGUUCUUCCGGUCUGUGUUGCACCCCUCGAAGGUGUCCGCGGGCAUCCGACAUGUCAUUUGUUUGGUGCUGGGCCUCUUCUUUGGCUACUUCUGCUUCGGACAGCAAGCCAUACACAUCGCCGGGCUGCCAGCGGUGUGUUAUAUCGUGAUCCGCACACAAAAUCCACAGAUUGUGCAGCGAUUGGUGAUGAUAGUGGCCCUCACGUACUUGUCAUGCAUUCAUCUGCAUAGGCAGUACUACUACUAUGAGUCCUAUUCGCUGGACAUCUCGGGGCCCCUCAUGAUCAUCACGCAGAAGGUCACCAGUUUGGCCUUUAGCAUCCAUGACGGCUUCACGCGGGAACAGAAGGAGCUCACCAAGUCGCAGCAGUAUCACGCGGUGCAGAAGCUUCCAUCCGCCCUCGAGUUCUUCUCCUAUGCCCUUCACUUUCAGGGCAUUCUCGCUGGUCCACUAGUCUUCUACCGUGACUAUGUGGAGUUCAUUGAGGGCUAUCACAUCCUGAAGCACGCUCCAGAUGCCCCCUCGGCCAUGAACAAAUCCAAGUGGUCGAAGGAGAUUGUCCAGGAGCCGUCGCCGAUGAAGAGUGUAAUUAACAAGGUGGCAGCGAGCAUUGUCUGCGCAUACAUCUUUAUGAAGUUCAACACGAUGUACUCAAUUGACACGAUCAAGGAGGAUGAAUUUAUAAACAACACAAGCAUGGCGUACAAGUUCUGGUUUGCCAUGAUGGCCACAACAACGAGUAGAUUCAAGUUCUACCAUGCAUGGAUAUUUGCUGAUGCCAUUUACAACAACGCUGGCAUGGGCUUCAAUGGAUACGAAGCGGAUGGCAAGUCCAAGUGGGAUUUGAUCACAAACAUUAACGUGAUUGGGUUUGAGUUUGGCACAAACUUCCGCGAUUGCAUUAACAGCUGGAAUUUGGGAACAAAUCGAUGGCUCAGGAUGAUUGUGUAUGAGCGUGUGCCAAAGAGGUAUGGAACUGUGCUCACCUUCGCUCUCAGUGCUCUCUGGCAUGGAUUCUAUCCUGGAUACUACAUUACCUUCGCCAGUGGUGCGCUCUUUGUCAUGGCAGCACGCUCUGCUCGCCGAUUGUUCCGCCACAGAUUCCAGAAAUCUACAUUUGUUCGACGCUUCUAUGAUAUUCUCACGUGCUUUGUGACAAGAUUCUACAUGGGAUACGCUACAUUCCCAUUUGUCAUUCUUGGAUUUAAGGCGAGUCUCACUCUGUACCUGAAAUUUUACAUGUGCCUUCAUGUGAUCGCCCUGGUGACUAUCUUUGUGCUGCCGCGCUUCAUGCGGGGUGAGAGGACCGCGCGGAAGGCUGUGGCCGUGGCGGAAGAGUCGCCGGCAGUGAAGCAGGUGACAAAGCAGGCCGAGGCGAUGGAGGAACGCAAUGAUCCGCUGCCGGAGAUGGACAGUGACGCGCUGGCGUCAGUGAUAAAGAAGAACUUGGAGAUGGAGGCACGCAAUUUGGAGGAGUUUCUGGAGAAGAAGGCCAAGGGCAUCGUGGAGCUGAAGGAAGAUCUCUGGCAGGAAUUGCUAUCGCCCGAGAGUGAGCUGAGGCGACGCUAUCCGGACGGAGUGACACCCGAGGGCGGUGUUGAUGCGUUCAUCAAGAAGGAGAUCAAUGCUCUCAACCAAGCCGUACAGCAGGCCACCGUCUUGCCGGCGGUGCUCAGCAAUGGGCAUGCCAAGUAGGUGAUUCCCGCGCUUUGUCGCUCUCCUCCUGAGUUCACAGAACACGUGGCUGUUCUCUCAGCAUAAUAGAUUCCGAAUUGUGUGGUGUUGUUGUGGCGGAAAAAGCAAGAGAUCCUUUUGAGGAGGCAUUUUUCCAGUGUAUUUGUUCGUAUAUAAUUGGGAUAUUUUCUUUCUAAAUCAAUUUGAGACUGAAAUGAGACUAAUUGUGUAGGAAGUUUUAAAAGCAUUGACAUUGGAAGAUUGAAGUAAUGAUGACAAUAUUGAAGCCUCAAAUCUCGUUGUUUUACUUUUAAAAUCUCUCUGCCUUUCCAUCACAACAUCUGAACGCUAGAAGGAAGUGUUUAGUCGUAGUUAUUGCUAAAAUUAAUAACUAGAAACGCUGUUCUGUCGAAUUUGGGGUGAGAGUGUGUGCAAUUUUUCGCCGUGAUAGCGUGAGAAUUGAAUGAUAAGCGAUGUGACAAAAGGGGAAUUUUGGCAGUUUAUUAUUUGUCCAAAAUGUGAUUAACCAGACGAAAAGAUGGCAAGAGAAUUGUGCUGAAAGAAAAUGUGCAAAGUUCUGUAUAAAAUGUAUUGAAGAAUGUUUUUUCUACUAUGUAAAUUUGUUAAUGUUUUUCAGCCAUAUGAAAAUCCCUUUCGGGGGCCAUUCAAUUCUCACACGCGACAAGAUGAUGAAAAAGAGGACAGAUAAAGCAAAAAAGAAAAUGGAAAACCCUAGAAUUAGAGAUGAGGAGAAAAAUACUUUAUAGGUUUUGUGAGCUAAUUUUUGUGUGGUAAAGAACAUCACAUAUAUAUUUUCUUUUUUAUAAAUAACAUUUUGUGAGUAAGGUUUUGUUUGCGGAAUUGUGUGUAAUUUUGAUGGAAUGUAUUUCCUUCUAUUUUAUCAAUUUUAGUCCAGGAUAUAAAAAAUCUGUGUGAGAGUCACAAAAAGUAAUAGCCGAGAGUAAUAUUCUAAACAAGAAAAAAAAAGAGAAUCAAGCAAAAUAUUUAAAGGGAGAAUUCUAGUCUAGCGUUACAGAACUUAUUGAGAAUGAAGACACUAUACACCGAAAUGACACUGUUUUUAUGUGUAAAAAUCAUCUAGUUUUCCAAACUUAAUUUGCCAAUUUUUCACAGAAAAAAAGAGAGGAAUCUUAAACAUAUCUUCCAGUUUUACACUUUACUUUCCUUCCGAUAUAUUUCGUAGUCUUCCCACCAAAAGUCCCACUGGAAUUUGCAAACAAACAUGAAAACUCUGCUUUGGCCUAUGCAAUAUUCAGCAUUUCACCUCCGCGUGCUAUUGAAUUAUUCAAUUAUUCUUCCGGGACAAGGCAGGAAGUGGGCGAACAUAUUCCCGGAAAGUGGGGAAAAUGUGUGCCUCCUGAAUAUUGCAUUGCGCCAGAUUCAGCAUUAAAUUUGUUGAAAUGGUCAGUGGAAGGCGUUUGAUGAGUAAAGCGCGACCUCCACACAAUUGGUGUCAAUAUUAAAAAAGAAAUGUCAGAAAAACCAGCCCGUCUUUUAGCUGAAAAUCCCCCUGAAAAAUCCAACGAAGCGCCACAGAAGAUAUUUUAGCAAGAAAUAAUUGCACUUUUUGUACAGAUAUUGGAUGUUAUUUUCUUUCCUUAAUUUCUCCUUUUUUAUGACAUCAUUUUUGUCACACAAUUAUAUUCUCUAAACAUUGAAUACACAUAUUUAAAUAUUACAUGUAAUUCUUACUCUUCUAUGUAAGAUUAAAGAGGAAAAAAAAGAAAUACAAGAAAAGAAGUGAGAAAAUAGAAUGUGAAGAGGAGAUAAAAUUUGAGAUAUUGAGCUGUUUUCAGCUUCUUAUCAUUUACAAAAGAAAAAAACGGAGAGAUGAGAAGAAAAAGUUGAAAUAUGACAUUGUAAUGGUAAAAUCUUCCUAAAGUUCUCCAAAAUACAAUUAUUAUACACAGAAGAA
Messenger RNA from Phlebotomus argentipes, 3883 nucleotides. RefSeq names its product lysophospholipid acyltransferase 6 (gene oys). Gene Ontology annotation, molecular function: acyltransferase activity. The transcript has 5 exons. Gene Ontology annotation, cellular component: membrane. The record is from RefSeq and is a predicted model, not a curated record. Bases 181 to 1968 code for a protein of 595 amino acids. Lineage: Eukaryota; Metazoa; Arthropoda; Insecta; Diptera; Psychodidae. Gene Ontology annotation, biological process: lipid modification.